Molecule: messenger RNA, 528 nt
Organism: Metarhizium acridum CQMa 102
Lineage: Eukaryota; Fungi; Ascomycota; Sordariomycetes; Hypocreales; Clavicipitaceae
Molecular function (GO): acyltransferase activity, transferring groups other than amino-acyl groups
Source: RefSeq, a predicted model, not a curated record
AUGCUCACUAUCCGCCCGGCUACACCCGCCGAUGCGCCCCUGCUCCCCGCUGUAGAACAAUCCGCCGGCCAAGCUUUUCGCCAUAUUUAUGACCUCGCAUGGGUUGCCGACGAUUCCGGUCAAUCGGUAAAGCGCCACCUCACCCUCAUUGCGCAGGGCGUCGCUUGGGUGGCGCUCGAAACUGACCUAACCCACCAAGAGGUCCUAGUUGGUUUCUUAAACGGCGAAAUCCUCGAUGCCAAUCUACAUAUCUGGGAAGUGUCAGUGGACAAAGACCAUCAGGGCAAGGGGAUCGGCCGAGCCUUGAUGGCUCAGGCAAAGAAGUGGGCAGCUGAGCAACAGCUUCCGUUUGUGACAUUAACAACAUUUCGCAAUGUCCCGUGGAACGAGAGGUUUUACAAGUCAAUUGGAUUUGUUACACUAGACGACGGUGAAGUGACGGCUGCUUUGAGAAGGGUGUUGGAUGCUGAGGUCAGAGAUGGGUUGCCGGCUGAGAGGAGGUGUGCGAUGAGACUGUCGCUGCAAUGA